CUGCAGCUGAGUCAACAAAAAAGUAAAUUAUUUGUUAUUAUAAAAAAAAAAAUCAACAAAUUAAUACAUAUGAAAUUAUAUUUUAAAGAUAAGCCUUGAGCUAAUAAUAAUAUGUAACUCUUUAAUUGUGCAUUGUUAAAAAUGAAUUCGGAUUCUUGGGUGUCUUGGGUACGAAUGUUUGAUAUUCCAGAAAUAAGCAAACAUAAAGAUGGUUUUACAAUUUACAGAGUUGUUUCCUUUUUGUAUCCUGAAUCAUGUCCAGAUGCAGUAACAAAACUGAUCGUAUGGAAACGGUUCAAUGAUUUCAAAACUUUGCACAAGGAAAUAAAACUAAUACACAAAAAUCUAAAGUUGAUUGAUAAUGUUCCCAAUUUACCAAAAUCAAGUUUAUUUAAAAGAUUUGAUGAAGAAAUUAUAAACCAAAGAAAACGAAGCAUUUUAAAUCUUUUAGAAUAUAUAGGAUCUCAUUCGCAGUUGUUUACAGCACCUGUUUUUGUUAAAUUUUUCGAGACAAGCCACACUCCAGCUGAACUACUUAGUAGCAAUAUAAACGCAAUUAGAGCUAAUUUAAAUUUACCAGAAGAUACAACAGAUCUUUAUAAUAACUCUGAAGAUGAUAGAACCAUUAGUGAUACAGAUUCUUUGACUAGUAGUAAUUUGGGAUCUACAUCCCAGCAGGCACUUGAUCAUAUGUCGGAUUCCAUAUCCAAAACCAACUUGAGAAAACUACACUCCAUGACAUCAAUCGAUUCGCAAUGUUCUUCAAGCAUUUCGAAUAUCGACAGCAGUUUGUUGUUAUUCGAAGGACAACAAUUGUUGCCAGUUGCUCAGUAUUUGACGAACGCUUCUCUACACAUUAAUAUGGCAAUAGAUUUGGAAAAUGACAAACAGUAUGAAGAAGCUUUUUCGGCUUAUUCGACUGCAGUAGAAAUAUUGAUAAGUGGUGGCAAAGAUGACUCCGAUUAUGACAGAAAACAAAUGGUAAAAUAUAAGACUGAAAAAUACCUGAUAAGAGCAGAAAAAAUAUAUAAUAUGUAUUUAGCGCCAGAAAUUAGAGAUUUAAAUUUACAAAAGAAAGAACAAAUUGACGAACCAAAAAUUGUUAAGGGACCACUCUACAAUCUAUACAAAUAUAAAGUGAUUAAAAUAAUUUCGCCAUCUGGCAUGUUGGUUUUGCAUUCAGAAAGACAACAGCUCUACUAUAUUAAAGUCAUACACAAAACAGUACAAUUCUUAAAUAACCAUCUUAUAUUACCUGAAAAUGUGCCUUAUAUGGUGAAGUUAAUCAAUCAUUACAAUUCUGACAAUGCCUUGUUUCUUGUUUUAGAUUAUUGUAGUGGUACCAAAUUACAAGAUAUUUUACGAAGUAAAUCAGCCAAUGUAGCACCUAAAGAGGAACAACAACUUCUCAGAAAAAUCCAUGACCAAUCAGAUAACGAUUCUGAAUUGAGUUUUUCCGAAUUGCUUAAUGAUUACGCUUCAAACAGGUCGACGAAAAAAAAUGACACAGAUAGUGACGAUGGUUUUGAAAAAAUUGACCAUUCUGAUCUUCGGCCAGUCAAAAAUAUUCUCGAUCGGCCUUUGGAGGAUAUUAAAACUCAAGAUUUGCUGAGCUUAAGCGAAGAAGCUGCUUCUUCAGUAAAACAUUCCAAUAGUCGAACUUUAAGUGAAGUUUCCAGUUUUGAAUCAGCCGAUGAAUUUGAUUGUAGAAGUAGCGUGACAGAAGAACAAAUUGUCAAGUGGUCUUCUCAAUUGUUGGUAGCUCUGGAAAAACUCCAUUGCUUAGGAGUUGUCUGUACAGAUUUGCGAAUCGAGAAUUUAUUAAUUGACGAAAAUGAUAAUUUAGCUUUGACUUAUAUGUGCAACAUUAAAGAUUUAUGUGAUCUAUAUGCAAAAGGGGUUAAUUUGGAUUUGGCUCCUGAAGUUUAUAGCUUUGAAGAAAUAACUGAGGCUGUUGAUUGGUGGAGCUUUGGUGCAAUUUUAUAUGAAUUGCUAGUAGGAAUGCCUUUAAGUAAAGUUCAUCCAAGUGGUAUAACAAGCUAUACGCACUUGAUAAUACCAAAAUACGUGUCUAUAGAAGGAAAGUCUUUACUAAAACAGUUAUUAAUUUACGAACCUCAAGAACGACUAGGAUCCAAGUCCAAUGGCGUUCAGCACCUAAAGUCGCACCCAUUCUUUCGUAGGAUUUGUUGGAACAUAGUGGAAAUGGGUUCCAGUUGACCAACAAAAUAAUUUUUUGGUGCAUAUUUGUAUUGUGAUAUUACUUAUUCCCAUUAUUGAGUACUUACUGGAGUACCUAACACUGAAUUUCUCAUUUGUAUUGUUUUGUUAGAAUUUAUGUACACAGAUGAAAGAUAUAAUAUAAUGAUAUAAUGUUCGA
This is a messenger RNA of Ceutorhynchus assimilis (cabbage seed weevil), 2380 nucleotides long. The record is from the annotation of a GenBank genome assembly. Lineage: Eukaryota; Metazoa; Arthropoda; Insecta; Coleoptera; Curculionidae.